ACCCACAUACUUCCAUCUCCAAAUCUCUCACAAAUCACAAUAUACCCACUGCUCAGCGGGUAAUGGGUCAUUUUGUAUGUUCCUAUUCCGAAUUAAGUUUGAGACUAAAAUUUGAUCGUUGAUAUAAAUUUUGUUACGUUAAAGUUUGGUCGAUGAUAUUAUUUCUCUCAACUUUGAGAUAAGAUAAAUUAGUCGAGAUAACUUUGUCCGCAAACCAAACAUGAUACGAGCGGUAUAUAUAGAUAGAGAAGGUUAAAAAGAUCAGCCACAACCCAAAGUAGUCAUUGUACUGAAAUUUGUCUUGUCCAUUAGAUCCAUAAAACCCCUCUACCAAAAAUCCAUCUUCUUUCCUUUUUCUUUCUUCCUUUCAUUAGCCGAUGGGUUUAUUGAGGUCAGAUCUGAAUGGAAGAAUGAUCUACCCAGAACCCAUUGACCACUUCGACCGUUUACCGGACUCCCUUCUUCUCUUCAUCUUCAACAACAUCGGCGAUGUCAAAGCUUUGGGUCGUUGUUCUCUCGUUUCUAGAAGGUUCCAUACCUUAGUUCCUCAAGUUGACAACGUUGUUGUUCGCGUCGAUUGCGUUAUCUCCGAUGAUGAUUCAACUUCUUCUUCUACCUCUUCUGGUUGUUCUUCCGAUAAGUCCCGACACCCCAUCUCUUCCCUUUUUCGUCUAGUCUUCUCUGGUUUGCUUAAACCGUUUCAGUCUAUUACUCAAUUCAUCUCCAUUUCAUCUAAACGUGGUGCUUCUUCUUCAUCGGCUGUUCUUGAUGAUGGUGAUGAUUUUGAUAAGAGCGUUGUUACCCACCAUUCGCCUACUCAAGUGCUGAAGAAUUUUAACGAGAUUAAGCUGCUUAGAGUCGAAUUGCCGAGUGGUGAGCUGGGGAUAGAUGAUGGGGUGUUGUUGAAAUGGAGAGCGGAGUUUGGGUCAACGCUUGAUAAUUGUAUUAUACUUGGUGCUGCCUCUGUGAUUGAACCUGUAGGUAGUAGUAGCAGUGGUUGUAGUGUUGAGAACGCUGAUGGAAAUGGAGAAAACGAUAAUGGGAGUAUACCCGAUUCGUUUUACACGAAUGGGGGAUUGAAGCUGCGUGUGGUGUGGACGAUUAGUUCGUUAAUUGCUGCUUCUGCAAGGCAUUAUCUGCUGCAGCCGAUAGUCGCGGAGCACAAAACUCUGGAUAGUUUGGUUUUGACUGAUGCUGAUGGGCAAGGAGUUCUGUGUAUGAACAGAGAGCAAUUGGAGGAGCUGAGGGUGAAGCCUCUGUCAGCUUCUUCGGCAUCCAAAAGGACAUUGGUUCCGGCACUGAACAUGCGGUUGUGGUAUGCCCCGCAUUUAGAAUUGCCUGAUGGAACAGUGCUCAAAGGGGCUACCUUGGUGGCAAUUAGGCCGAGUGAGCAGCCCAAGAAAGAGGUACUUGGCGCGGAUGGGAAUUGGGUGGAAGCUGCGUUCGAGGAGCCUUAUGGGACAGCUGCUAGGAUGUUGGUGAAAAGGAGGACUUAUUGUUUGGAAAUGAACUCAUUUUGAUUAUAGAAUUAAUGCUGGUUGGAUUGAUUCAUGGAUGCAUUUCUGAGGGAACACUCCGGACACUGAGGAAGUUGGAUUUGCUCAUACUUGAAAGCAGAGAAAAGCUAAGAGCACAAUUUUGUUAUGAGCUAGCUUGCCUGAAUUAACGAAGUCUUGUUUCUGGAGAUGAAGUACCAGUUAGCAAUUGAUGAACUUUGGAUCAGCCAGUGUCGCUUUGAAAGAAUUGAUGAUAGGCAUCUGGAAGAUGUUACGAGAGUUUUUUGCCUUUGACUUUGUUGCACACUCCUUUUAUAGUUUUCUCUCUGUGAAUAUUGUAGUUAUAUUCAUGAUCUUAUUUGAUGUCAUGUACCUCAAGGUUCAUGAGUAAUGAAUUGUGCGUUCUUUAUUAGUUGAUUUACUUGUGAAAUUGCAGCUGGUUAUAGGUAAAUCAGUGAAUAAACCUUGUAAUGGUUUUCAAUUUUUAGCUGUUGGCAGCUUCUAAUAAUUGAUCUGAUUGCCAGGGUGGAUUCAGCUGA
This is a messenger RNA of Capsicum annuum, 2035 nucleotides long. RefSeq names its product F-box protein At5g46170. The transcript is spliced from 2 exons. Gene Ontology annotation, molecular function: protein binding. The record is from RefSeq and is a predicted model, not a curated record. Lineage: Eukaryota; Viridiplantae; Streptophyta; Magnoliopsida; Solanales; Solanaceae. The coding region runs from base 378 to 1520 and encodes 380 amino acids.